Messenger RNA from Salpingoeca rosetta, 4108 nucleotides. Its product is annotated as sodium/potassium-transporting ATPase subunit alpha. Gene Ontology annotation, biological process: sodium ion export across plasma membrane; proton transmembrane transport; intracellular potassium ion homeostasis. Gene Ontology annotation, molecular function: P-type sodium:potassium-exchanging transporter activity; ATP hydrolysis activity; ATP binding. The record is from RefSeq and is a predicted model, not a curated record. The transcript has 15 exons. The coding region runs from base 156 to 3578 and encodes 1140 amino acids. Gene Ontology annotation, cellular component: membrane. NCBI's taxonomy places the organism in Eukaryota, Choanoflagellata, Craspedida, Salpingoecidae.
GCGCGCUCCACCACGCGUGCAUGUGAAGGCAAAAAGGGAAGCAGCAUGCUUGCUUGUUUGUGUGCCUUUUUCGCAGGCCAUCAGCACUUCAUUUCCCCUUUUCCAACCCACCCACCUCCUCCCACGUUUGUGCAGCAGGUGACUGACACGGCCUCAUGGACAACAAUUUCCAGUUUGACGACAUCGAUGAUGCUGCCCGCACGGACAGCUACCGCACUGCGGUGAGCAGUUCCAGGCGUGACUCGCCCUCCAAGUCCAUUCAGGGCGUCACGCGGGGCUCCAGCAACACCGACAUUGGCGUUCCGGCUGCCCCUGCAUCCUCUGGCGCACAAGAACCAUCGCGUGCAAGCAUCCAGAUUGUGCCACCAGAGCAGGCCAAGAACCCGAGCAAUGGCGCCUCCAACAGCGCUACCAACGGGGCCCCCAACGGUGCUACCAAGUCCACCACCUUCCCUGAGACCAAGCAUGAGACCAAGCAGUCUUCUCCCGAGCCAAGCAAAGAAGAGGGCAAGGGCGGCAAGAAGGGCAAGAAGGGCCCUGACCUGGACGACCUGAAGAAGGAACUUGUGAUGGACGAGCACCAAGUCCCCGUGGAGGAGCUCAUGGCCCGCCUGAAGCUCAAGAGCAUCGAGAGUGGUAUGACGGAGACGCAGGCUGCGAAAACCCUUGAGGAGGAAGGCCCCAACGCCCUCACUCCACCACCAACGACGCCCGAGUGGAUCAAGUUCCUGCGCCAGAUGGUUGGCGGCUUUGCUUCCCUCCUCUGGCUCGGUGCUAUCCUCUGCUUCGUCGCAUACGGUAUCCAGGUUUCCCAGGCAGAUGAGGGUGAAACGGUUGCCGGUGACAACCUCUACCUUGGCAUUGUGCUCGCCGCCGUCGUCGUCAUCACGGGCUGCUUCUCGUACUACCAGGAGGGUCGUGCCGCCAACGUCAUGAAGGGCUUUGCCAAGCUGCAGCCGCAGAAGAGCAAGGUCCGCCGUGAUGGCAAGGUCCGCGUCAUGGAUGCCGUGGAGAUUGUUCGUGGCGAUGUUGUGGAGAUCAAGUCUGGUGACCGCAUCCCCGCCGAUCUUCGUCUCAUCGAGGUCCAGGGUCUCAAGGUUGACAACUCUUCCUUGACGGGUGAAUCUGAGCCCCAGAAGCGUAGCCCCGAGUGCACGGAUGUCAACCCGCUCGAGACACAGAACAUUGCCUUCUACUCCACCAACGCCGUGGAGGGGUCUGGUGUGGGUAUUGUGAUUCGCUGCGGUGACAACACUGUCCUUGGCCGCAUUGCCGGUCUUGCCAGCGGUGUCGACUCUGGCGAUACGCCCAUUGCGCGCGAGAUCCACCAUUUCAUCAACAUCAUCACCGCUGUGGCUGUUGUUCUCGGUGUCUCCUUCUUCAUCAUCGCCCUUGCCAUUGGCUACUUCUGGCUUGACGCCGUCAUCUUCCUCAUUGGUAUCAUUGUCGCCAACGUGCCCGAGGGUCUCCUGGCCACGGUGACCGUCGCCCUCACCCUCACCGCCAAGAAGAUGGCCACCAAGAAGUGCCUCGUCAAGAACCUCGAGGCUGUCGAGACGCUUGGCUCCACCUCCACCAUCUGCUCCGACAAGACCGGUACCCUGACCCAGAACAACAUGACUGUCGCCCACAUCUGCUUCGACCAGGAGAUUCGCGAGGUCAACACCGACCCGACUGUGGAGAAGGAGUUCUCCCACGAGGUCAACGACUCUUACCGCGCCCUCUACCGCGUCGCCGUCCUCUGUAACAAGGCCAACUUCCGCCCGCCAAACCCGGGUGAGGACUUCAGUGACGUUGCCAUCCUCCGCCGUGACACCAUUGGUGAUGCGUCCGAGUCUGCCAUCUUCAAGUACACCGAGCGCAACGCCGCGCGCGUUCUCUCCGAGACGAAAUCCGUCCAGGAUUCGCUCGUUGUUGGUGAGCGCUCCAAGUACCCGAACGUGGCUGACAUUCCCUUCAACUCGAAGAACAAGUACCAGGUCUCCGUGCACGAGACACCAGACGACGACCCGCGCUACCUCCUCGUCAUGAAGGGUGCCCCCGAGCGCAUCAUCAGCCGCUGCUCCCACCUGUACCGCAACGGCGAGAUUGUUGACAUGACCGAUGCCGACCGCGAGAAGUUUGAGGCCAACAACACCGCCCUCGGAAAGCGUGGCGAGCGUGUGCUUGGCUUUGCCUGCCUCCGCCUCCCUGCCGACAAGUACCCCGCUGGCUACCAGUUUGAGACCCAGCCCGCCAACUUCCCUCUCGAGGGUCUUGUGUACUGCGGUCUCUUUGCCAUGAUUGACCCUCCUCGCCCCGCUGUGCCCGGCGCCGUCGCCAAGUGCCGUACCGCCGGUAUCAAGGUCAUCAUGGUCACUGGUGACCACCCCGUCACGGCCCAGGCCAUUGCCAAGCAGGUCGGUAUCAUCUACAACGAGAAGACCGUCGACGACCUUGCUGAGGAGCGCGGUGUGUCCCCUGAUCAGAUCGACCCCGCCGAGGCCCACGCCAUUGUCAUCAAGGGCACCACCCUCGCGGACAUGUCCUCUGAGCAACUGGACGACAUUCUUGCCAACCACACUGAGAUUGUGUUUGCCCGUACCUCGCCCCAGCAGAAGCUCAUCAUCGUCGAAGGCUGCCAGCGCGCUGGCCAGAUUGUGGCUGUGACUGGUGAUGGCGUGAACGACUCGCCCGCCCUGAAGAAGGCCGAUAUCGGUGUUGCCAUGGGUAUCGCCGGCUCCGAUGUGUCCAAGCAGGCUGCCGACAUGAUUCUCCUUGACGACAACUUUGCGUCCAUUGUGACUGGCGUGGAGGAAGGGCGACUCAUCUUCGACAACCUUAAGAAGUCCAUUGCCUACACCCUCACCUCCAACAUCCCCGAGAUUUCUCCUUUCCUCUUCUUCAUCAUUGCUGGCGUUCCUCUGCCUCUCGGCACUGUCACCAUUCUUUGCAUCGAUCUCGGAACAGACAUGGUCCCCGCCAUUUCGCUUGCGUAUGAGGAGGCCGAGGCCGAUAUCAUGCUUCGUAAGCCGCGCUCGCCGACCAAGGACCGUCUGGUCAACUCGCGUCUGAUUGGCAUGGCAUAUCUGCAGAUUGGCUUCAUCCAGGCUGCUGCUGGCUUCUUCACCUACUUUGUUGUCAUGGGCGAGAACGGCUUCCGCGCCAACCAGCUCUGGAACCUCCGCGAGGACUGGGAUGACCAGGGCAUUGAGGAGAUCACCGACAGCCACGGCCAGCAAUGGACGUACGAUCAGCGCAAGGAUCUGGAGUACACGUGCCAGACGGCCUACUUUGUGUCCAUUGUCAUUGUGCAGUGGGCUGAUCUCAUCAUCUGCAAGACCCGCAAGCUGUCCAUCUUCCAGCAGGGCAUGCGCAACAACGCGCUCACCUUUGCUCUCUUCUUCGAGACAGCGCUUGCGUGUGUGCUCGUGUACUCGCCCGGCACCGACGUCGCCCUCAACAUGCGCCCGCUGCUCUUCCGCCACUGGCUCACUGCGUUGCCGUUCUCCGUCCUCAUCAUGACGUACGACGAGACGCGUCGCUUCUUCCUCCGCAGCUUCCCCAAGGGCUUUGUCGAGCGCGAAACAUACUAUUAGGCUCGGAACACCCUCCAUGCCCUCAAUCGCAAACACACACACACACACACACACACACACACACACACACACACACACACACACACACCACACACACAACACACACCACCACGACCACCACCACACCACCCUCCAUGCAAGCGGUUCCAUUCCCAAUUGCAUACGUCUUCUUUCCUCUUUGUUCACAUGUUCCAAGUUGACGCUUCUUCGUGUCGUCCUCGUUAAGCAUUCCUUUCUUCUCGCUGUUGUGUGCGUGCACAACAACAACAACAAACCAACCAACCGAUCGUCACACCAACCCAACAACAACCUCCAUCCUGGUCAACGUCUUUCCCUUUCUUCUUGUUGUCGACUUUUCGACCAACAACACCCUGAAGUGACAUGUGAAGCAUACACUGACUUUGACUGUAGUUGCGCGCGUACUUGUUGCGUUUACUUCUUGCUCUUUGUUCCUCCCCCCCCUCUCCCCAAUUGCCUAUUGCACCCCAAGCCCAUCUAUCGAUCAACCCAAUACAAUGAGUGACCCCAAA